AUGGCGCUCGGUAGGGCGUCCCGUGCAGGGUCCCUUGCAGCAGCCGCCCGGCAGCUCGCACACCAUGCUGACCAUGGCGUCCUCUCCGCUCGAACGAAGGCGGCAGAGGGGUCCACAAGGAUUGCAGAAUACGUUCGCUCGUUGACGUGCCGAGCGAGCAGCGAGGAGGGGCAAGUGGAAGGUCCGGGGGGGAACUACAUGACUCUGGCAGAGCGUGUGCGGUGCGAGACGGAGGUCAAGAGGAGCCGCUUCAUUGCCUGGGGGGCGCCCGUUGGAAGCGAGGCCGAGGCGCUCACAUUCCUGGACGAGGUGAAGGACCCGAGCGCGAGUCACAACUGCUGGGCAUUCAAGCUGGGCGAACGGUACCGGUUCAGCGACGAUGGAGAGCCGGGCGGGACAGCGGGCCGGCCGAUGUACGCGGCAAUUGAGGGGUCGGGGCUUGACGCCAUUAUGGUGGUUGUAACCAGAUUCUUUGGCGGUACGAAGCUGGGUAGCGGGGGCCUGGUCCGCGCGUACGGCGGCGCCGUAACCGCCUGCCUCCGAGACGCGCCGACCCGGGAGGUCCGAGCCAAGGUUUCGGUCGAAGUGUUAGUGCCCUACGAGCUUCUGGGCAUCCUCUAUUCACUGUUGGAAGCUCAUGGUGCCGACAAAAUCUCGGAAGAGUUCGGAAGCGGGGACGUUGGGGGCGUCAAGAUGGCCCUUAGAGUCGAACCGGGCAGAGUAGAAAAGCUAACGUCAGACUUGAAGGAUGCCAGCGCCGGCCAGGUUGUCGUGCAAAGACCUCCCUAACCUUUCAUGUUUGGCAUGAUUAAGAUCGAUAUAAUCUUUCAUCCAAAUGGAUGACAUAUCUAGCU
This is a messenger RNA of Klebsormidium nitens, 854 nucleotides long. NCBI's taxonomy places the organism in Eukaryota, Viridiplantae, Streptophyta, Klebsormidiophyceae, Klebsormidiales, Klebsormidiaceae. The record is from the annotation of a GenBank genome assembly.